Messenger RNA from Dermacentor andersoni, 5127 nucleotides. RefSeq lists its product as uncharacterized. NCBI's taxonomy places the organism in Eukaryota, Metazoa, Arthropoda, Arachnida, Ixodida, Ixodidae. The record is from RefSeq and is a predicted model, not a curated record.
CACUUUGCUACUGCAGCCAUGGGCAAAUUGUGCCUGUUGCCUUUCUUGGCCGCGAUUAAGCCCGAACGGAGACCGGCAUACGUGUUUACAUGGUCCAACGUGUGUGAAGUUGGGUGCAAGGGCCCGCAAAAGUGGCUGUUGAAGGUGAUGCCCACGAAAGCGACUUGUCCAUAUUGAGACAAUGUGGGACACCAAGUGUGAGCCACACAUUAGCGGCCCCCGAAAGAAAAGAAACGUGAAGGUUGGAAAAGAGUGAACGGCUAAAAUGCGGGAUAGUCCAUGUCGCUGUGUAGGCUGCGGCAGCAGAUGCCUGCGUCAUCCGAUUGCUUCGCAAUGCAAGUUGCGCAUAUUUAACGGCGACUGUCGCUGCAAACAGGUGGGACCCUCUGUCCAAUCUGCUUGCGCCGCUGGUUGUCGCUCGUUACCAGACCGCCAUGUGCGACGACGACGGUGAGCCGUUUACGAGCUCGCGUCAAUGAUUCCAGCGUAUCUCGACAUGCAAAUUUUAUUUCUGCUAUUGCACGAGAAUGUACACUGCUUGUCUUCUGCCAAUAAACUCGCACGUUCUGUUCACUCGUGGCUUUUUUGUAUGGGCGUUAGUGGAGGCUCUUUGGCCUCCUGGCAAUUAGAACGCACCAGCUACGCCGCAGCCAAAGCAUUGAGGCAUGCCGCAUAGCCGGCAAAGCAAGCACGGCGCGUACCAGCGUACGCGACCGGCAAAAAGCGACCAUAUUGGAUUUUGCUCUCAAACAAAGAAAAGUGCGCUUCCGCUUCCGGAUUGAGCAGCGUCAUCUGGCGUCCACCUAAGUAAGUUCCAUGCGCUGCCGCUGCUUAUUUUCGAACCACUGCGGAAGGUACAGUUUCCCUUCUCUAAGUAGGUUUUUUAUUCUAUGAGUCGCCACUGAACGAGCGCAAGGCUAGGAGGUCGUCAUAUCAACGGAGAGACCACCUGUUAGGCGCGGCGCCGGCUCGGGAGCCACGGCACACGCGACGAGCGGCUCCCUUCUAGCUGCGGCGGGGAGCAAGCUCACGUCACGCGUCGUCAUAGCAACGGAGGGAGCUGACGUCAGGCCACCUGCCAAGGGCACUGCCGGCUCUGAUGGGACCUUCACACUGAGGAAUCCGGCGUCUACAGCGAAUGCAAUUCUCCUGCCGCCGAAAACGCGUAGUUCACACUGUUUGCGCACCGCGCCGCCGGAACGACAUACAGCGCCAUCUUCCCUAUGAAGUGCUAACCUCCAAUCAAGCGCUGUAUUUCCGGCAUGUUCGCGCGGCUCGAAACUGCGCAGUUGUCUCCGCUCGCGUCGAGUUGGUGUGUGAAGUUUCCGCGUCUCCACCAUUGCUUGGAAAGACAAUGAUGAACCCUGAGAAAGAGGAGGCAGUACUGCUAGGCCUGUUGGCAAGCACCUCUUUGGCGAUGCAUGACGCGCAGAAACAUUCGCUGAAGAGACGGCGGCAGCGGCGUUGGUGGGUUCGUCCAGCUCUGCAAGAGCGCGAACAGCUUGGUCACGCCACGCAAAUGCUACUCCUCCUGCGAGAUCGCGACGUGGAGUACUACAGAGAGUACCUGAGGAUGCCUCCACGUAUUUUCGACACGCUCGUGCAGCUCGUCGGACCCCAAAAUCGGAAGAAAGAUACGAAUUUCCGAAAAGCAAUCAGUCCCGAGCACCGGCUUGUGCAAAGUGUCAGAUUCUUGGCUGCAGGGGAAACGCUCCGGUCAUCUUGCUUCAGCUUCCUAAACGGACGCUCGACAGCCUGUGGCAUUUUGUCGUCGGUGUGCCAGGUUCUGUGGCACGUCCUUCGCCCUUUGUAUGUUGCCUGUCCAUCAAGUGCAGAUGAGUGGCUACGGAUUGCAAGUGAUUUCGAGGAGCGGUGGAACAUACCCCACUGCGUGGGCGCCUUUGAUGGAAAACAUGUUGCCAUCGAAUGUCCUUCCAAAUCAGGAAGUGAGGACCGCAACUACAAAAACUUUUUCGGUAAAUCUCUGCUUCCCAUCAGCGACGCCUGCUACAGACUUCUGUACGUAGAAAUAGGUCACCAUGGCAGCGACUCAGAUGGUGGUGUGUUCAGCCGAAGUAGGCUACAAGAGGUCAUUCUUUCCAACAAGCAAGGAUUCCCCCAUGAUGCACCAUUGGGCAACGUUGGCAAUAUUCCCGUCUACCUGGUGGGAGAAGUGUUUCCCCGUAAGACAUACAUGAUGCGGCCGUAUCCCAGGAAAAGCAAGUUUAACCUUUUCAUUACUGUGCAUACUCGGCAGCAUUGUUUUAAUUAUACUUACUUAAAACUGUUUAUUUUCCUAAUUCACAGAAAAAUGAACAGCUCAAAACACAUUGUGAUUGCAUUGCCCGUCAAACACCUGAUUGAAUAAGUUCACAGACAGUGCUUAUAGAAUGUGGGUACUUCAAAAAAGGAAUUGAGCUUCAUAUGAUCACAUAGACCUUGAAGGUGCAAUUUGCUCAGCAUCUUUGUCUUGCUGCAAAGGUGCUACCCCUUAGUGGAUGCGGUUUUCACUGGAUGUGUGCAUAUCGCCCUGUAAAUAUACAACAUACAAACGUGUGAGUUAGCAUAAUCGUAAUUUUUUUCCAAUAGAGUUGCCUGAAGCACUUCAUUGACAUAUUUCUACUUUUGUUUCGAAGGCCAUUUCUAUUCUUUUUCUCCUUUCCUGAGGAAGCAUUUUCUUCAUACAUAACCAAUACAGUAGUACAAAAGCAAGUAAAGAUGCCCAUACCGUGCUUCCGCCUUGUUGCUUGGACAUUGUCACUGCUGUUACAGAAAAUUUUGUUUUUGCAGCACAAUAUGUGCUUAACUUGUCAUGCAGGUAUUCACCCAUUUUUGCCUGCUAGCACAGAGGAGCAGCCAUUAGAAGGUGAUUCUUCAUCAAGCCACUUUGUCGAGACCCACAAAAAAAGAACCUUCAACUACCGUCUCAGCAGAGCCCGUCGUGCCACAGAGAAUGCCUUCGGCCUAAUGGCACAGAGGUGGCGCAUCUGCGCCGCCCGUUCAAUGCUAAGGACGAAAAUGUGAGGAUUAUCUCUGCUUGCGUAGUUCUGCACAACUUCCUGCUCAAAGAGUGGUCCACUUCCCUAUCCGAAUAUUGCCCUCGUGGAACAGCUGACCAUGUAGACUGGCAGGAAAGCAUCAGUGAAGGCAGCUGGGGGGCCGAGGACAGCAGCAACAAUGCACUGCCACCUCUGUAGCACAGGCUGUCACUCAACCAGAGCUGCCGACAAUAUGCGGGACGACCUUGCCAAGUAGUUCCUCACUGAUGGCCAGAUCCCUUGGCAAGAGUCCAUGAUCAUGGACAGAACGUUGUACAGUGGUGUCACGCAACGUGGCGACGAUCCUGCUCCAGAAAGCUUGUCCACGGAACUUGCAUCAUAAAUGGGAUCCUCCAGCUGGCUUGGCUCGAGGACCUCCGUGCUGCUUUCCCUGUUUGUGCUUUGUCGAUGCACGACUAAUGUUCUGUGUUGUGUCAUUCACCAAAAAAAGCACGCGAAACACUUUUGAACUUCAAAUAUUCCUCACAGCUUUGUAGAAUGUUGUUUCCAUGAAAUGAACAUGAACAGUUACUUUAUUAAAGCCACGCAAAAUUACGUAGGGCAACUUGAAAAAUAAGAUCUUUCAGUGGAAUUUUCCAAAUGAGUGCCAUGCAGUGAGGAAAAUACCUACUGAAGCCACAAUACAUUGAACUCAGUGCAAUUUCAGUGCAGUUAUUUGGUUCUGUUGACAUAUGAGUCCAUUUACCCUUUUAGGAGGAAAGACGAGCUAAUCUCGUGGAGCGCAUAAUUGCAAAGGAAGAUAAACCACGAGACUAGCUCGUUCAGUGCUUCGUUGUUAUCCGUGCAGAUAUGCAGAUACCUUCUUCCAGAAGGUAUGCAUGCGUUUUAUGCUUCUAUGUAAUAGCACAUAAUGCGAGGACCUGCUGAAGAGUAAUGUUCACAGUGCAGACUCCAUUUUGUUGCUUUGCAUCUCCAUGAAAAUGGGAUCUAAUGUGGUACAAGUGCGCGCUUCAAGUCGCGAUGAGAAGGAAACAAAAUGUGUGGAAUGUUUCCAGCCAGAGAGAUUGAAUUGGCCUUGGGCAACAAGGUCUGCCUUGUUAAACAUUAAAAAAUUAUCCUUUCAUAGUAUCCUACACCUUGCCGACAAACCUUCUGUGCUGAAAAGUAAACGUGGUUAUUGUUAGACUUUGUCCUCUUCAGCUGCAGGCGAUAUUGAACUGGCAUCAGACAACACGGGUGUGCAGUAAAAUCCCUUUUCAGUUGAGUGGAUAAUAUUUUGUUUCAAGUAAGCUAAACCGGUUUGACGAAAAGUUCCUGCACAUCGUUGCUUUUUAUCACCACUAAAAUUGUUUGCCCGGAUAGAAAAAAUUCGGGCUUCAUUGCAAGCUUUCUCUAUCUUUUUUUUUUUUUGUCCAAGUGCUGUGAGCCUUCCAACUUACCCUUCACGGCUCGGGAAAGCAAUAUUUGUGCAGAUGCUGAAAAAAUAUUUAAAAAGACAUGAUACUUACGUUUACCACGCCAUGGGUUACGCAAAUCAUUUCAUAGCCAACUUCGAAAAUAUGCUACUGUUAUUAUUCAUCAUGCAAAAGUCAUCUAGUAGUACUUCGCUAUUCAUUCGCGAUUGUUACUGCAUGUGUAGCUCAUCAGAGCCGUUGCUCAUUAAGUGUUUAUAUUAUGCAAAAGUGAGGACGUGGCCAACAUAUCAAUACGAAAUAUUAAGCUUUGCCAUCGCAUCAUGUGUGCAUGUUGCUCAGGAGCCCGAAAAGUAACUGCAUGACUAUUGACACAUGUUCACAUCGCCACUUAUAUGAAGGUUAUUCGUCAAUCUUUGCACAGUUACUUACAAUUCUUUCCUUUACUUGGUCACAAUGUUUAUUCUCUGUGCACACUGUGCCAUCACUUGUGUACUACUGUUGUACUUUUAUGCCAAGCCAUUCAUUUUUUCCUCCGUUGCAGUGCAUUCAAUAUGCGUUUUGCUCGCAAAUUAAUUGGCCAACUGUGUAUGUAAAAUAGAGACCAUUUUGUGUCUACAGGAUGUAUACAUGUGUUUUCUUUUGUUGUAAUUAUUUUGUUCAUAUCCUACUUGUAAUUGACUGAAAUUGAAGUAAUAAAAGUAGACCAAAACAGU